CCUGCCUGUCACUGCAAUUUCAGGCUAGCCGUCCUUACAUAUACCCCGCUCUCGUUGUUUUCCUCCACUCCACAUCCCACUCCAAAGCUUUGCUUCGCUCUCCCGUACCUGACCUCUCUUUCCAUCGAGGCAAUCCUGUCCAGUGCUCCUCCUUACCUCUAUCGUCCAUGGACUGCUCGAGUUCCAAAGAGACCCCACCGCACAAGGCGUGGUGGACCGGCGAGACGGUGGCGGUGGUGACGGGGGCCAACCGUGGCAUUGGGCACGCGCUGGCCGCGCGCCUGGCGGAGCACGGGCUAUCCGUGGUGCUCACGGCGCGGGACGAGGCGCGCGGGGCGGCCGCCGCCGCGGAGCUCCGCGCCAGGGGUCUCCCGUCCGUGCGGUUCCGCCGCCUCGACGUCACCGACCCCGCCUCUGUCGCCGCCUUCGCCUCCUGGAUCCGCGACCACGUCGGCGGCCUCGACAUUCUGGUGAACAAUGCCGGGGUAUCGUUCAACGAGAUCGAUACCAACUCGGUGGAGCAUGCUGAGACAGUCCUAAAGACGAACUUCUAUGGAGCCAAGAUGCUCAUCGAGGCGCUCCUGCCCCUUUUCCGUCGAUCCUCUGGGACCAGCCGGAUCCUGAACCUCAGCUCCCAGCUUGGCCUUCUCAAUAAGGUGAGGGACCCGUCGUUGAGGAUCAUGCUGCUGGACGAGGGCAGGCUGACGGAGCAGGAGGUCGAGGCCAUGGCGUCGCGGUUCCUGGCGCAGGUGAAGGACGGGACGUGGCAGGACCACGGGUGGCCGGCCGUGUGGACGGACUACGCGGUCUCCAAGCUGGCCCUCAACGCCUACUCCCGCCUCCUCGCCGCGCGGCUGCGGGGGGCCGUAGCUGUCAACUGCUUCUGCCCCGGGUUCACGCGGACAGACAUGACGCGGGGGUGGGGCAAGCGCACCGCCGAGGAGGCCGGCCGCGUCGCCGCGGGGCUCGCGCUGCUGCCCCCCGCCGACCUCCCCACCGGCAAGUUCUUCAAGUGGUCCACGCCGCAGCUCUACUCCAAGCUCUGACGACGACUUCCACCGCGCGCUGCAUGGCGGAGCUGUGCGUAGCUGCACGCUUACGAUUUGGAGAGCAAAAUGAUGCCCGUUUGUCCCAAAAUGCAACUCCAUCUCCUCACCAAGCUUGACGUCUCCCAACUAUCACGUCCGUACAAUUCUCUCACCCUACACUUUGUAGAACAGAGCAUGUAGAAACAAAAAAGUUCUCCCUUCCUGUUUGUAACAGAGCAUGUACCACAAAUAAUUCUUGAUUGUGUUUACGAAGAAAAUAAAUCAACUAGUGUCGAACAUUAGAAAUCA
Molecule: messenger RNA, 1337 nt
Organism: Aegilops tauschii subsp. strangulata
Lineage: Eukaryota; Viridiplantae; Streptophyta; Magnoliopsida; Poales; Poaceae
Product: (+)-neomenthol dehydrogenase
Cellular component (GO): membrane
Source: RefSeq, a predicted model, not a curated record